Molecule: messenger RNA, 207 nt
Organism: Hydatigera taeniaeformis
Lineage: Eukaryota; Metazoa; Platyhelminthes; Cestoda; Cyclophyllidea; Taeniidae
Source: the annotation of a GenBank genome assembly
AUGGACGAUGGAUUGCGAGAGGAGCACGAGCAUCAGUCGUGUGGUGGCAUUGCGGAGGAUCUUCGGUGUUGUCGUUCAGGGUUGGUGAUGCUGAGACCUUCGGCAUCGGUGAGUGUUGCAGUGGAUGGUCAAUGCGCCUCAAGUUUGGCAUUGGCGAAUGUAGGGAGGGAGUGCGCUUGCACUUCAUUCAUCUGGUGGCGGUCUUGA